Ruditapes philippinarum (Manila clam) is the source of this 1719-nucleotide messenger RNA. RefSeq lists its product as uncharacterized. The transcript has a single exon. Gene Ontology annotation, molecular function: zinc ion binding. The record is from RefSeq and is a predicted model, not a curated record. Bases 1 to 1719 code for a protein of 572 amino acids. Lineage: Eukaryota; Metazoa; Mollusca; Bivalvia; Venerida; Veneridae.
AUGGCGGAGGGAUGUCUAGCGGAUUAUUCCGAUCAAACUUCUGACCUGUAUAUACCUUGUAAUCCGUGUUCAAGGAAUAACAAACGCUCAGAGGCAGUCAUCUAUUGUGCGGAUUGCGAUGAAGUUCAGUGCCUGAUUUGUUCCAAGGACCAUAAAACUUACAUUGUAAUGGGACAUCACGUGACUGUUGAUAUCAAAGACUGGAGACAUUCCAGCCUUUCGUUUGAUUUAGCUAAAAUUACCAAAUGUGAAAUACACGGGUUGUUUUAUCAAUACUUUUGCGAGUAUGACAACAGGCUUUGCUGUCAGAAAUGCCGCAAUGAAGAACACCGGACAUGUUGCAAUGUUAAAUUGUUAAGCACAAUGGAACAUCGUGUAUCCACAAGAGAACUCGAAAGUGUUGACAUGAAGUUUAAAAAAUUGCUAGAUGAGGCGGAGGUAAUGGUUUCUAGGUCCGAGGUUCGUAAAGCAAGUGUACAAAGCCAAGUUGCUGCAUUGCCAAGCGUCAUUGGCGAUGUUAGGAAACAACUUCUACAUAUGCUUGACAAGUUUGAAGAGACAAUGCGCGAAGAGGGAAUAUGUAUUGCAGAUGAAAGAAUGGCGACACUAAAGGAAAUACAAAAUCGGAUAUCCGCGGUCGUGAACGACAUUCAGGGUACAUUGAUAAAUAUCAAAUAUUUACCCAGAUCCAUCACACCAGAGCUGAAUUUUGUUUUCGAAAAAAAGAUGGAGGGAAUUCUUGAAUAUUAUAACAGAAUGUUAAAAUUGCAAGCAACAAAAUUGAGCAAAGUCGGAGACACUGUUUCUAUUGAAUUCUCGGACAAGCUAAUAGACCUUCUGAGAGUUUCCCCCGUAGACAUUGGGAAAUUGAACACAGCUACCGACCAUGUAGGAUCAGACUAUCUACUGGAACCAAAACCGGUUGAACUCAAAGAAAUCAAGGAUACAACUAUGCCGUCGGUAAAUGGGUUUAAACCGUUUUAUAUAGGAAUUGACUUUCUAAAAAACGGCAGACUUGUAUUAGCGGACAACAGGAGUAACACGUGUAUUGUCAUGAGUACAUCGUUGAAAGUCAUUGGCGAAAAACGUCUCAAAUAUGCUCCUCAAGAUAUUCUUGUUUUUGGUAGCGACCAGCUGUUAAUUUCAAGUGGAGAAGGACAGUUUAUUGACCAUUAUGAGGUUAACUCUGUAAACAUACUAACUUACAAAAAAAGAAUUGAAACUUUGUCACCAUGCGACUCUUUGUCACUGAUGGUUGAAAACACAUUUACAGUGGGAAUGGCCGAUAAUACUAAACCAGUCUGCACACUUAGGGACUUUAACCAGUUUUUGGAUUUCGAAAUGACCUUUGACAGAGAAAACUAUAAAUUAGGAGAAACAAAAUGUGUCUAUAGCCAUAGUCUUGAAAUGCUGGUGUUAACUGAUUACGUUACAAAUACCAUUGCUAUCAUAAAUACAAGAACAGGGGAGAAGAUACGGGUUCAAGACAAAGUGAUACAAGGCCCUCGAAGCGUAGUGAUAGGCAAAGAUGGGUCUAUUUUUGUUUGCUGUGAAGGUUCCUGUUGUCUUGCCCAACUGUCGCCUUCAGGGGAUAUUUUGACAUUCUAUUUAGGCAUAGUAUGUCCGCACUCGAUUUGUAUUUCAAAAGACUUUUCGAAACUUGCUAUCUCAAACAACAGCGCAGAUGAUUGUCAUCUUCAAUUAUUUUCGGUUGGUUGA